AUGAGGUAUUCAUGGUCCUUCUUCAUUUCUUUUCUUCUUGCUUUGUUGCUGAAUGUGAGCAAUGGACAGCCUCUGGUACCUGCAUUGUUCAUAUUUGGGGACUCUGUUGUUGAUGUGGGCAAUAAUAAUCACAAACUUACAUUAAUAAAAGCAAACUUUCUUCCUUAUGGAAGAGACUUUGAAAAUCACUAUCCAACAGGAAGGUUCUGCAAUGGAAAGCUUGCCAUAGAUUUCACAGCUGAAGUUCUUGGAUUUACAUCUCAUCCCCCAGCUUACCUUAACUUGAACACCGAAGGAAAUAACCUCUUGAAUGGUUCCAACUUUGCCUCAGCUGCUUCUGGUUACUAUGAACCCACAGCCAAACUAUAUAAUGCAAUUCCAUUGAGUCAGCAACUAGAAUACUACAAGGAAUGCCAGAAAAAAUUGGUGGAAGCAGCAGGAAAAUCAAAUGCUUCAUCAAUUAUAUCCGAUGCUAUAUAUCUUGUCAGUGCUGGAACAAGUGAUUUCAUUCAGAACUACUACAUAAAUCCUUUGCUUAACAAGUUUUAUACAGUUGAUGAAUUCUCAGACACCCUCUUGCAGUCCUAUUCAGACUUCAUCAAGAGUUUACAUGCACUGGGAGCAAGGAGGAUCGGUGUGACAUCAUUGCCUCCUAUAGGUUGCUUACCUGGAGCCAUCACUCUCUUUGGUAUUACUAGCAACGAAUGUGUUGCCAGAUUAAACAAUGAUGCAAUUACCUUCAAUGAAAAGCUCAACACCACAUCUCGUAACUUGAAAAACAUGCUUCCAGGCCUCAAUUUGGUUAUCUUUGAUAUCUACCAACCUCUCUAUGACUUGGUCACCAAGCCUUCUCAACAUGGAUUUUCUGAAGCAAGGAAAGGUUGUUGUGGAACAGGGUUGAUAGAGACAUCUAUAUUGUGCAAUAGGUAUUCCACAGGAACAUGUACCAAUGCAUCUGAGUAUGUAUUCUGGGAUAGUUUCCAUCCUUCAGAAGCUGCUAACAAGGUUUUGGCUGAUAGUUUGGUUGCUGCUGGAAUCUCUCUCAUAUCUAAUCAAACACUUCACAAUAUAGUCUACACGGGCGUUGUUUGA
This is a messenger RNA of Vigna radiata var. radiata (mung bean), 1092 nucleotides long. Its product is annotated as GDSL esterase/lipase At5g22810-like. Gene Ontology annotation, molecular function: hydrolase activity, acting on ester bonds. The transcript is spliced from 5 exons. The record is from RefSeq and is a predicted model, not a curated record. Lineage: Eukaryota; Viridiplantae; Streptophyta; Magnoliopsida; Fabales; Fabaceae. Bases 1 to 1092 code for a protein of 363 amino acids.